AUGGCCUCUUCCUCUUUGACUCCGGUGAUGAAAGAAGAUGGAGUGUGUAGAAACUGGGCGGAGCUUCCGUCUGACUUAACGUCAUUGAUACUGCGCAAGCUUGACCCGAUUGACAUAUUGGAGAACGCUCAGAAAGUGUGUACUUCAUGGUAUCGCAUCUGUAAAGACCCUGCCAUGUGGCGGAAGAUAGACAUUUUUAACUUUGUAGAUAAGGGGUACAACCUUGAGAUCCUGUGCCGUCAUGCAGUGGAUCGUAGCCAGGGAGGCUUGGUUGAGGUUGACAUUUCGUGUUUCGGUACUGAUUCUCUCCUCAACUACAUCGCCGAUAGUUCAAGUAACCUGAGAAGGCUCGAACUUACAUUAAUCUCCCCGAUGACAAUUGAGGGACUUACAGAAGCAGUAGGGAAGCUUCCAUUGCUUGAAGAACUCGAGGUUUUUGAAGCAACAAUGUGGGGAGAUUAUCUGAAAGUUGUAGGCCAGUCUUGUCCUAAACUGAAGAUAUUGAAGUUAAACUGCUUUAGAAGUGGACUCUGGCCUCCUUUGCACGUGAGUGAUGAUGAUGCUCUAGCUAUCGCUGAAACAAUGCAUGGACUUCUCGACCUCCACCUUUUUGGAAACAGUUUGACAGACGCUGGUUUAAAAGCCAUUCUUGAUAAUUGUCCUGAUCUGGAACAUCUUGAUCUCGGUCGUUGUUUCAAUGUUCACUUUUCCGGAGAUCUGGAGAAGCGUUGUUCUGAGAGGAUCAAAGUGUUGAUACGGCCUAACGAUGGCGUUAUCGAUAUUGAUCUAUCUAUAUUCGAGGACAAGGACCCCGACAUGCUAGAUAUUGAUUAUUACCAGGAUCAAAGUGUUGAUACGGCCUAA
Raphanus sativus (radish) is the source of this 864-nucleotide messenger RNA. Its product is annotated as F-box protein SKIP19-like. Gene Ontology annotation, molecular function: protein binding. NCBI's taxonomy places the organism in Eukaryota, Viridiplantae, Streptophyta, Magnoliopsida, Brassicales, Brassicaceae. The transcript has 2 exons. Bases 1 to 864 code for a protein of 287 amino acids. The record is from RefSeq and is a predicted model, not a curated record.